AUGUUGUAUAAUGAUCACACUAUAUUCAACACGACACUACCAGUUUCUAGAAGGAUAUUGAAGCCAAAUUUUGAGACUAACGGGAACUUGAUAAUUUUGAAGAAUAAUCAAACUUUAUCUUCAUCGUACUCUAAUGAAAAUGCUCAACGAUUACCACCUUUACAACAUGAUCAACCAGUGAUGAUGCAGAAAAGAAUUCGAAAUUGGAUACCUGGAAGGAUUAUAAGUCCUCAUCGCCAACCUGAAAGCUAUCUCGUUGAAACUAAUGAUGGCGGAACAUAUAGAAGGAAUCGAAUAAAUUUGAAACCAGUCCCAACAAAUAAAACUGAUAAUCGAACUCAAACCGUCCCAAUCUCUCCCAAACGAUGCGGGUUAGCUCACACCUCCAAAGAGUCUGAAUACUUCGAUAACUAUCAUUCAAGUUCAUCAUCCUCAGAAGAUUUUCCAACAACCAUUCCCGAUGUACCGGAAAUUACAAGAGGCAGUCCGAGGAAGAAUAGAAGCACCGGGGGCGGCAGAGAACACUCAGAAGAAGCAGCAUUGAUGCCGAGAAACGGAUCCGCAGAAAAAAACGAGAUGAUACAAGGAAGAUAG
Messenger RNA from Phaedon cochleariae (mustard beetle), 594 nucleotides. The record is from the annotation of a GenBank genome assembly. NCBI's taxonomy places the organism in Eukaryota, Metazoa, Arthropoda, Insecta, Coleoptera, Chrysomelidae.